CCAAUUUUCAGUCGUCAACUAAAUUACUAGCGAUAAAGUUCUUUCUUGCAGGCGGAAGUAUAAAAUAUUUUUAAUAUUUAUUCGGAAUUCCAAAAUUACUGUUAGUUAUUUAUUUCCAUUUAUAAAUUUAAAAUCAAUCUAGUGAGCUAUUAUUUUAUUUAAUAAUUUCAAAAAAAUGGACCCAAUGAAAGUAGAAGUUAAAGAAAUUGAGAAUCUUUUUAAUUUGGAUCCAUAUUUAAGACCACAAGAAAGGGAAAUAAGAAGAAGACAUGGAGUCGUUCAAGAAUGGCUUAAAAAAAUUGAAAAACUUGAAGGAGGAAUGGAAGUAUUUUCACAGGGUUAUAAAUAUUACGGUUUGCAUUUUCAAUCAGAUGGAUCUGUUAUAGCUCGCGAAUGGGCUCCUGGAGCACAGCAAGUGUAUCUAACGGGCGAUUUUAAUAAUUGGCAGUGGGAAAGCCAUCCAUUUAAAAAGCUUGACUUUGGUAAAUGGGAGCUAAUUAUUCCGCCUAAUAGCGAUGGAACUCCGCAAAUAAAACACCUUUCAGAAAUAAAAGUAAUUAUCAGAAGUCAAAAAAAUGAGAUGUUAGAUCGUUUAUCACCUUGGGCGAAAUAUGUAAAGCAGCCACCAAAAGAAGCAAAUCAAGGGGUAAAUUAUAAGCAAUAUGUUUGGAAUCCUCCUUCUAAUGAGCGUUACAAUUUUGUUGAAGCUCGACCAAAAAAGCCAAAAUCCCUUAAAAUCUAUGAAUGUCAUGUUGGGAUUGCUUCACAAGAACCAGCUGUAGGUUCUUACAAAAAUUUUGCUGAUAAUAUCAUUCCUAGAAUAGUUAAACAAGGUUAUAAUGCAAUCCAAGUUAUGGCUAUAAUGGAACAUGCUUACUAUGCAAGUUUUGGAUAUCAGGUUACUAGCUUUUUUGCUGCUUCCAGUCGAUAUGGAACACCAGAUGAGUUAAAACAAAUGGUUGAUGUAGCCCAUAAAAACGGUCUUUAUGUUUUGUUAGACGUUGUUCACUCUCACGCUUGCAAAAAUGUUCAAGAUGGCCUUAAUAUGUUUGACGGAACUGAUAGCUGCUAUUUUCACUCAGGAGCUAGAGGCGAGCAUAAGCUGUGGGAUAGUCGUUUGUUUAAUUACUUGGAGUAUGAGGUUUUAAGAUUUUUAUUGUCAAAUUUGAGAUGGUGGCACGACGAAUACAGAUUUGAUGGUUUUAGAUUUGAUGGAGUGACUUCAAUGUUGUAUCACUCACGUGGUAUAGGAGAAGGCUUUAGCGGUGAUUAUAAUGAAUAUUUUGGAUUAAAUGUCGAUACAGAUGCUUUGACAUAUCUAGCUUUAGCAAACAAUUUAAUUCAUAGUUUAAGCUCAGAAGUAAUUACUAUUGCUGAGGAUGUGUCUGGAAUGCCAACUUUAUGUCGUCCGAUUGAUGAAGGUGGUAUUGGCUUCGAUUAUCGCUUAGGAAUGGCAAUCCCUGAUAAAUGGAUUGAAUAUUUAAAAGAAAAAACUGAUGACGAAUGGGAGAUGGGAAACAUUGUUCACACAUUAACAAACCGUCGGUACAAAGAAAAUACUGUAGCAUAUGCUGAAUCUCACGAUCAAGCUUUGGUUGGCGAUAAAACUGUUGCUUUCUGGCUCAUGGAUAAAGAAAUGUACACCCAUAUGUCUACCUUAUCGGAACCUUCAAUAAUAAUUGAUCGUGGUCUAGCUUUACAUAAAAUGAUACGAUUAAUUACGCACACAUUAGGUGGUGAAGCUUAUUUGAACUUCAUGGGAAAUGAAUUUGGCCACCCUGAGUGGCUAGAUUUCCCAAGAGCGGGAAACAAUGAUUCAUAUCACUAUGCCAGAAGACAGUGGAAUUUAGUUGAUGAUGAAUUAUUAAAAUAUAAAUUUUUGAAUGCUUUUGACAGAAAAAUGAAUGUUUUAGAAGAGGAAUAUGGUUGGUUAAGAAGUGAACCAGCUUACGUUAGUUGGAAGCAUGAAGGGGACAAAAUAAUAGCUUUUGAAAGAGCUGGUUUAGUUUUUGUCUUUAACUUUCAUCCAACAAGAAGCUUUACUGGAUAUAGAGUUGGAACAAAUAUCGCUGGUGUUUACAAGGUUGUAUUAAGUUCUGAUGAUGCAGAAUUUGGUGGACAUUCAAGAAUAGAUGGCAAUUGUGACCAUUUUUCAAAUCCAGAAGGUUAUGCUGGGCGCCAAAAUUUCAUUGAAGUGUACACUCCGUCAAGGACAGCUGCCAUUUAUGCAAAAGUAAAGUGAUAACUGUUCUAAAGAGACUGUUCUCUAUCUAAAGUUUGUUAUAUAUGAAUAGCAUUAGGAACUAACCAUGUUGUACAAAGAAAUUUGUGUUAAAUAAAAAAUUUAUAUU
Molecule: messenger RNA, 2351 nt
Organism: Condylostylus longicornis
Lineage: Eukaryota; Metazoa; Arthropoda; Insecta; Diptera; Dolichopodidae
Gene: AGBE
Product: 1,4-alpha-glucan-branching enzyme
Exons: 8
Coding region: 176-2242 (688 amino acids)
Biological process (GO): glycogen biosynthetic process
Cellular component (GO): cytoplasm
Molecular function (GO): cation binding; 1,4-alpha-glucan branching enzyme activity; hydrolase activity, hydrolyzing O-glycosyl compounds
Source: RefSeq, a predicted model, not a curated record